Botrytis cinerea B05.10 is the source of this 1522-nucleotide messenger RNA. RefSeq lists its product as hypothetical. Gene Ontology annotation, molecular function: hydrolase activity. Bases 487 to 1368 code for a protein of 293 amino acids. The record is from RefSeq and is a predicted model, not a curated record. The transcript is spliced from 2 exons. NCBI's taxonomy places the organism in Eukaryota, Fungi, Ascomycota, Leotiomycetes, Helotiales, Sclerotiniaceae.
GAAAGCGUUCAACUGUUUCAAUUAUGAGGAGACUUGAGUUCAACGGCGAUAUUCAACACUACCGCUUGUACUCGCAGGCCUUUGGGCGGCAGAACCCAGAGACCUCUUCACAAUUAAUCAAUUUUACCCCUUCAUCUGCGGUUUGAACAUUCACAACUAGAUUUGUCUCGCCGAUGCCCUCGCUUUACUUCCUUCCUGACUGGAAUUUUUGAUGCAAUAGAACUUCAUGAGUCACGCCGUGGCAUCUGGAAUUCCAGGUUAAAAUCUGACACCGAUUGGCUACGUCGUAAGGAUGGAUGGUGGUAAGCCUCCAAGGUGUAGUUUACGAUAAGGAACGCAUCAUCCUUCCAUCAGUACAUGCUCAACUGAUAGGCAUUUUAUAUAUUCAGUAAGUCCGUCGUAAAGGUAUUUUCAAUUCAAAAUUCAAAAUUCAAAUCCCUUUGAACCUCUUGACAUUUCCAUCAAUCAAUCUCAAAGAUUUCAAAGAUGUCGUGCCCAGAUUGCUUUCGAGGGGGACUAACCACAACAACCGCAACUGGCAAAGAAACUAUCAUUCAUGGUCUUCCGACUUAUGUUGCAGAACCAGAAAAUGGAAUUGUGCCAAAGGGUAUAGUCGUUAUCAUCACUGAUGCUUUUGGCUGGAAUUUUGUGAACAAUAGAGUAAUGGCAGAUCGAUAUGCCAAAGGAGGAGGACUUUUGGUUUAUUGUCCCGACUUUAUGGAUGGCAAUGCAAUGAAUCCUCGCGCCAUAUCUCUAUUUGAUAAAAUUAUGGAACCCGUGUCUUGGUUUACUACGAUUUUCUUCAAACCUAUAUACGUUUUCCAAGCUAUGAUUAUCGCAAUUCCCUGGAAAACAAAGACCAAAAUUCCCAUCACCCAUCCUAAAGUCGUCUCCUUCUUUCAAGCUCUUCGAUCAUCCGAACCUCCCUUUCCAACAAACAUACUCAAGAUCGGUGUCGCAGGCUUUUGCUGGGGUGGGAAGCACACUAUACUUCUCGCACAGGAUGAUUUGUCACGUCGCGUUCAACGACAUCAAUCGCAAGCCAAAUCUCUCACUCCUGAACCAUUGAUCGAUUGCGCAUUUACUGCCCAUCCUUCGUAUAUCGAGGUACCAAACGAUAUCGAAGCAGUCAAAAUUCCACUCAGUGUGGCAAUUGGAGACAAAGAUUCAGCUAUGAAAGCUCCUCAAAUUGAUCAGAUGAAGGAAAUACUUCAGGCGAGGCAAGAGGGAAAUUUUGAAGUCAAUGUUCUUGAAGGCGCAAAGCAUGGAUUUGCCAUUCGAACACACCCUGACGAUAAGGAUGAGUUAGAGUGUGCAAACAAGGCAGAAGCUCAGGCUAUUGAUUGGUUCAAGAGAUGGUUUGCUUGACAAUUAUUUUCGUCCCAGGUGUUGAAGUCGGAUUCUUCCGUUCUCAACGCGUCCUGUCGUUACAUUUCCUCGUUUUCCAAAUGUUUGCGUACUACUUUCUCACCAGACAUGCCCUGUCAUUACAAUGUUUCAAUACAUUCACAUGUUAUCAUCA